This is a messenger RNA of Spirometra erinaceieuropaei, 6416 nucleotides long. The record is from the annotation of a GenBank genome assembly. NCBI's taxonomy places the organism in Eukaryota, Metazoa, Platyhelminthes, Cestoda, Diphyllobothriidea, Diphyllobothriidae.
AUGAAGUUCGUGAUAUACGUUGCCUUCUUGUUCCUUCUUUUGACGGUCUGCAGAGGCUCGACUGAAAGUGAGACGUACGUCCGGCGGGAAUUGUGGAAGGCCUGGAAAUUGGCCUUCAAGAAGGAGUACUUCAGUAGUGAAGAAGAACUCCACCGAAAGCGUGCAUUCUUUAACAAUCUCGACUUCAUUAUCCGACAUAAUCAACGCUAUUAUCAACAGCUCGAGUCCUAUGCAGUGCGAUUAAAUGAUUUUAGUGACCUGACGCCGGGUGAAUUUGCCGAAAGAUACCUUUGCCUACGGGGAAUUGUUUUGACGAAGUUAAGACGGAAGGAAGCAGUAAGCCUGCCACUCAAAGAAAAUCUUCCCGACAGCGUAAACUGGCGCGAGAGAGGUGCCGUUACAUCGGUCAAAAAUCAGGUCAGUUAUUGACAUAAAUACAGUAAAUUGCGAUUAUAGGAGUUGACCUCAGUUUUUUGAAUUUAAUUUGCUAGUGUUUCUUGAUGCCAAGUUUCCCAACGAACCGGCCCUUUCUUAAGGUACUCUUUAGUAUGCACUAACCGGGCCGAUAAAAUUGCUCGAACCAAUUAAUAGGCUCGCUGUGCGUGCAUGAAAUAAUGUGAAAUUGGCCGAAUUAUAUUACAUCUUGUACUUGUGUGUAAAGCUUUCUGAUUAUUAACUGCUUGUAGUUAUGCGACCAGCUGUCUUGAUUUUAUCCUCGUAGGUUCAGAAAUGAAGUGGUAAUGCCAAUUUCUAACAUUGGAGUGGUGUCGACUGUGGUGUCGACUGUAGAUAUGUAUAAGUGAUAUACAUAUGUAUAGAUUAGCAAGCACUAACCUGCGACAGAUGGAGAUGGCGAUCGGUAAUCCGUCAUGAAUCGCGCUUAACACUUAAAAGUUUCAGCCUGCUAAGUGGAGCACCCGUGUCUUAAACUACGGACCACUUGUAAGCUAUAUUAUCCGACGCAAUUCUGAUUGCUGACAGAUGUGUAAUCACUGUCUAAAAUUUUACCAAAUACGAUAGUCCGACUUAAGGCCUUUCUAUUUCCAAUAGCCUGUUUUGACUCCAAUCAAUACAAGUAGGCCGGACCACUUUUAGGACUGUAUGAAUCCGACUUAAUUUCUGUGUUCUUCCCUCGUCCGCUCUCGAAAACGCAAUUUUUUCUCAAACUAUUUAAAUCCAAACUGCUAGGGUCAAUGUGGAUCCUGUUGGUCUUUUUCCGCAAACGGUGCAAUAGAAGGCGCAAUCCAGAUAAAGACCGGUGCAUUGCGCAGCCUGUCAGAACAGCAGUUGAUGGACUGCAGCUGGGACUACGGCAAUCAAGGCUGCAACGGGGGACUCAUGCCACAGGCCUUCCAGUAUGCCCAAAGGUAUGGCGUCGAAGCUGAAGUUGACUACAGAUAUACUGAAAGGGUAAGUCACACUCCUGGCAUUUCCAUCGCCCCCUCAAUUGUGAUGCUCCAACUGUAUUUUUUCGCAACUGAGGUCUUCUGAAGGAGACGAAAAUUAUAUUUCCUUACAAGGUGCAUUUAAAGUACCUCAGUCAGGGAACAAGUCUUCCGUCCUUCGGCCACCUAUUCCUACUUGAAAAGCAAGAAAUCAAUGCUUACAGCAGCAAUUCGAGAAUGCAUAACGGCAUCGGUAUGUGUGGGACAGGCGGAAACUUUCACUACUGAUACAACCCUAAAUACAAGUACAGUAUUUCCUAAGCAAAUGAAUUCCAAGCGUGCAUUUAAAUGUCCCAACUGUGUCUGAAAGUACCACGGCAGCAGAAAGUCCGUUCCAGAUUUCAACGACUAUGUACGAGAAAGUAUUCUGUCAGACUUCCGUAUGAGCCACCUUUACCCGCAGUUUAAGGAGGCAAAAAAGAGAAGGCUCGCUCUAGCCAGUUCAGUGAAGUCGUCGAACUGCUGCAUACACUCACGAACUCGAACAAUCCAAUGAGUCUGAAUGAGGUAAUCACGCAUUUAUCUGUAAUCUAGAGGAAAGAGAUGAAGUUCACUCAGACUGGUUUCGUGUGGCAGAGCGCCAAGAUUAUUCACUACCUUCGUAGUGUUGGUCUUAACCCGUCCCGGCAGUUGGUAAUCCAGUAGAGUUCUGGAAUAAGUAUUCCUACACUACAGGGUUAGAGUUAGGGCGAGGAGCGAUAGGGCUAAGAUCAUAAAUAAGAAGUGAGAACAGGUACAUCCUUGGAAUUCAAUACAGGGCCGUCUACAGAGGGAUGGAGACGUAUUCUUCUGUCAAACUGACAAUCCUUCUUGAUCCACGGGCGUCAGGCCUGUCUACAGCACAUGAGCUCGACCAUUUCCAUAUUUAUUUAUACGAACGUUCGUCUCAAUGCGAAUAACGCAUUUGACGCUGGUUUUUCUGUCUUUAAGCACCGCAACGAUGGUUUAAUCGAGAAGAUCAUAAAAACGCAAUGUUAUUUCAUUCCUCAGCAUUUGCAGGGGACUGCACAAGGGCGUAUUGGAAAGAACCAUCCUCGCCGUUUUUCUUCUGUUACGGUCUAUAAGGACCAUACAUUUGUCAACGUCAAACUUUUGGAGCCAACGGGCAGACCGCCUACUAAGUCGGUCCAGACUCUCGCGAAGUGUGUGUUUAUCUGCGUUGGACAUGAUGACAUCCCGAAGUUUUACAUCAGCAAACAUGACGGCAAUUCAUCCUAGGUUGUCGACGCAGUUGUUGACUUGAAAGAGUGACAGGCCACGGACUGCUGCCUGUGAGACCACCUAAAACGGAUGUAGGGCUUGACGCCAACACACAUGGUUUGCCACUUUCUUGUAUGGAAUUCUGUGAUCCAUAUUAAUAGCGGGCCUCUUAUUCCACUUUCAGAAAGUCGACGAAUUAUAGGUCCGCGUAGGACGUUGUCGAAAACCUUGAAAUCGGCCAAGAUUUUGUCAACACCACCCGCAUUCUCCAAUGCACGAGUCCAUUGUUCGCUGGAAAGCAACGGACAGGAAAACAGGAAUGGUUCUGUCUGAUAACGUGUUGAGCCUUUAAAAGUAAUUUCACCAACGAGGGUUCAAGCCACGUCAUCUGCAAGUUCUGCGGCACCUGCCGGUGUUUACGCAUGAUAGCCGGACCUACUUACGGAACGGGGCAGUGAAUCACUUAAGAAGAGUAAUAAUUAUGAAACUAUCGUUUUUCUUGUCGUCUAUAGGAUAAAUCACUCUUCCUCUCAUCGACGCCGAUUCUUAGUAUUACCUGGACCUCUUAUCGAUUUAGCUAAUGUGGCUGACUACUAACCAAAUACAAUCUACUGCCGAUCAUACUAUGUGAUCGAUGGCAAGGACAUCUUCUCUGUCCUGGGGGUUGAGUUUUGAAGGUGUAACUCCCGAAAUAUUUCAGAAGACAAAUUGACCAACAUAGGUGUGUAAAUUCGAUCUGAUGCCCCUUCGAGCGUAAUGCCUCAUCGCGUCAUAAUGCUGAAGUUAAAUUUGAACGGGUAAAUUGAGAAGAGUAAGUCCGGUCGGCUAAGUGUAGAGUUUAUGAUGAACUGAGCGUAGAGGGACAAAUAAUGACACUAAUCUGGCUGUGAAGAAAUUGUCAAGCCUCCCACGUGGCCUUUGCUGCAUUUCGGAAGCUGACUAAUUGGCUGUUUGUCAUUGCAACUGCGAAGUCUCUAAGACAAUUUUUGCGCGUGCAGAAUUAGCGUGUGUGACCUGAUGCCUUCCGCUGCCACCAUGAGGCCCAGUAUUGUACAUGAAAGGUGUCCCUAGUGAACAUGCAGCAGCCAAUACGUACCGAACGUUAAUGAACAGCAAUUUUUCUAUUUGCGAUAGCAACUCCAGGAGCCCUAGGGGAAGUUGCUCUGCAGGAUUCUGCGAAUGGUCAUUUAUUAUACUUUAAAAUGACAUGUCCUAAAGGGUUCAAUUCAGCGUUUGUGCAUACUUUUUACACGGAAAUACCGGAGAGGAUAUCACAUUUCCUAAUAUGUAACGUAAGUUGACGGUUAAUGUACAGCGCUUGCCGUACACUUUUCCUUAACAAAAUCGAAUCUCUCUCCAUGGCUGCUAUCACAAGUGGCCAUCGAAUGCUGCAUUAGAUGUAAAUUUGUAACGUGCGCCUUGCCAGCAGAUUAGUCGAAAAAGUCUGCAAACGAAUUGUGCAUUUCUGGGGGUCGAUGACUAUCCCUUGCUUCACGUAAAACAUCUCAACAUAGGUCUAAGAGGUUAAAUGCAAUUAAUACGUCUUAUCCUCUGUAGGCGGCACUGAACUAUUGAAUAAAUACGCAUUACUUACUCAAUAGCUUUUUCCCAGACAAGGUUUACCUCGUGGACUAAACAGGCUGAAUUAACGUGUCUACUUGAUUAAGAGGGAGAUAGAAAAUUCAAUAGAGGUUAUAAAAUUUUCUAUCUCCUCUGCAUUUUCAACCGUCCUUGCCGGUGAUUCAAAGGAAAAUUAUAAGCGUUCGAAAUAAUGUUUAGGGUAAAACCUUUGGUGAAAGGUAUGCCCAAACGUUUCUGUAAUUUCAGUGCAUUCUAGAUCAUGAUUCAGAAUACUUUAUGACUGACAUGUUUAAUUUGCACUCUGUAGGAUGGGGUUUGCAGAUAUCGUCAGGACCUGGUUGUUGCCAAUGUUACUGGAUAUGCGGAACUGCCAGAAGGCGAUGAGGGAGGUCUACAAAGGGCUGUUGCAACCAUAGGCCCAAUAUCUGUCGGAAUCGAUGCUGCCGAUCCUGGGUUUAUGUCUUACAGGUCAGAUUAUGGCAAGAUUGAUCACUGCUUCGAUUAACAUUGUUAUUUCUCAACUCUAAGUCCUACACUUUUGCCCGGACUUUGUGAUGACAACACUGAUUGUCUCGGUCGUUGUAUCUGAGUCUUAAUUCUUCAGGAUGAGUAUAUAUAAACUAGUCUAUCCACCUCUCGACCAGGCUAACAAACUCAGCAGCUGUCAGUCGGCUUGCAAAACAAUUACUGUCACUGUCUACUGAGUUGCUUGUAUGCUUCCCUGCGGAAACCUCGUUGUCAAACUCCCACCACCUCAUCAGACAUUUCACGUUCUUAACGCGCUGAAUUAUUCUGCCACAACACCUACGUGGAAAUAUUUUUUCUAUAGAUUAUCAUAUCUAGAAUCCAUUCACAUGUGGCAUCCCAGCCUUCAGGGUUGCUUAUUGUUUAGGGUCGUUGUUAGUCAGCACCAAGAAACCGCGGAUGAAAUAUAAGCAAUGGGUGUGCAAGUAGUUCAUAAUGGACACCGUAACGCCAGACUCUCUGUCUACCUUCAUCUUCUUUGUUGCAAUCUACCAUAAGCCAGCUUGAGACAUAAAUAAAACCGUCUGGCAGCCUUUUAAAUUCAGUGUGCAGAAAUAAAGAUCAUGAAUUUGUGCUCUAGGGAGAAAUGCUAAGCGAAUUUUUACGCUCUCAGGAUAAAGGUCGAAAUUGGUUUGUAUGGGAGGUUUCCCCAGGCAUGUUUACCAUAACCGGACACAAGUAGAUCAGAGCCUUCUUGAAUGAGCACAGAAAGUGUCGGUUAUUUCAAGAUUGCAGCUUUCAGGGAAAGAUCUAGUCAGAGUGUCAAAUAUAUGGAACUUAGGCUGUGCCAAGCCUGGCUUCGUGUACUAACAGCCAGCCUGUGGAUUAUUGAUCCUUUGGAGGUGGCGACAACGUUUUGCGAUUCAAACACAAGCAAAUGAUGGAAAUGGUCCCUAGAAUUAUUUAGUGAAGCAUGAAUGCAUUGUUACUUGAAGCAAUAUGCUAAUAUCAAUCCCCCUUAGGACGAUUUCCCAUGAUUAUACCGUUGACUGAAUGGGGACUGUGAGGAGAUUGAAAUUUAAAUGUACCGAAAUCAGGCGUAAACAAGUAUAAGUAUUUGUGCCUAAUUAAAAAGCAAUUUCAUCCUAAGAUCCAGAAAUUGUUUAAUUUCUUUCGAAGGCUCAAAGAAUCUGCCUAAGACCCAUGACAAUUACGAAUAUUUGAUGUUAGUUACAAUGCAUUUUAUGCGUGAGUGCAAACUGUGGUGUCGACUGUAAACUGAGUUAGUCAUCUACUAUGGGGUGUCUACAAAGUCAUAAUUUGUGAUAGAGAAAACAGUCUUACUGAAAGUAUAACUCAUGGUUAUCGUCUUAAUCCGGUAAGAAAAGUCAUUUGGUAAGCGGGCCUUGAAGCAUCAGGCAACCGAAAAUGGACCUUCAGCUAAGCAAACAUAAAGUGAUCUUCUAAUUAGUAGUCUUCUUCAUAUGUUGAUUUCGGAUUACUAAUCUUUUCAGCCACGGUGUUUUCGUCAGUAAAACAUGCUCUCCAUACGCCAUUGACCACGGCGUUCUGGUUGUUGGUUAUGGCGCGGAAAAUGGUGAGGCUUACUGGUUAGUGAAGAACAGCUGGGGAAGCUCCUGGGGUGAGGAUGGAUACGUCAAAAUGGCCCGCAACAGAAACAACAUGUGCGGGAUUGCCAGCAUGGCAAGCUAUCCAACCGUGUAA